Coregonus sp. 'balchen' is the source of this 3441-nucleotide messenger RNA. NCBI's taxonomy places the organism in Eukaryota, Metazoa, Chordata, Actinopteri, Salmoniformes, Salmonidae. The record is from the annotation of a GenBank genome assembly.
GCAGUCGUUUUGGUAGUAGCAGCCGUCUGCAGUCAGAAGUUAUGGUACGUGGUAGUUUACAAACUUUUUUUCUCCUUAUACAAAAAACAAUAACAUAUACCUGUCAGCUACCCAACAGAUAUCAUUCAGAGACCGAUGAUGCCUCCGCGAAAGCAGGAUUUCGGAAUUAAAAGCUCAGGAUGGGCCAGGAGCGGGUCCGUGAUAAACUUCAGACAAACAGUGAACUCGGGCUCUUUGCGCAGAUCUGCUGUCUUGCCAUCCGUGCUGACGUUUGCUGUCAUCGUGGCGUCUGGGGGCCUUCUGCUCAUGAUAGAGAAAGGAAUGCUGAAUAGUAUUGAGACACCUCCAGUUCGGGGAAACAGCAAGAGGUCAGACUACCUCAGACAAGCCCGACAUCUUGAUCCAGCUGUGGACGCAGAAUCCCAGGUCAACGGAAGACUUUUAAAACCACUAAGAUUUCCAGCAGGACUAGCCCACUGGAGGGGGGAGUUAGAAUAGAUACGUACGGCGAGACACCCGAAGGGUACUUCCGUUACUACUAUGUUUUUGUAUCGUUAUAUAAAUAUUUUGGAUAUGCUUGGUUGGUCAUUUUUUAACAUUCUUCAUGUCGUCUUAAUCAACAAACUACAUCAUACCUAAAAACACUCAUUCUAAACGUAAAAAUGUUAGCAGAACAGACCGUCACAUGGAAUGCACAUCACGAUUAUCACCCAAAGAGACGAUUCCAACGGACUUUCUUAACUAGCUAACCUUGCUUUUAAAAUGCCGAAAAGCUGUGGCGUACCGUUUUGUUUGAAAAAUAGGAGAAAAAGACCACCAAAUGAAGUUUCAUCAACUGCCCAAGUACCAAGUUAGACGAACCUCAUGGUUUCAGGCUAUUACGCCGCGAUGCACUUCAACACCGGUAGUCGCUAACACUUGUUUGUAUCUAACUAGCAAUGUGUAUUGCAUAAAUCUAGCUAUUUAGCUUGUAUUAAGGACUAAUGAGCUAUAUCCAUCCAAAUAACAGCUAUAAUAUUCUUCUGCAUUUGGAUAUUUAUGCAAUCCUGGAGAUUCCACCAAGUAGGUGUAUAUAAUUAGCUAUCGCCAUAGGAGGCUACUUUGGCCCAUUUGGUAGGGUUUUCUCCGCAGCUGGUCUCCGGCAAGUUGAAAGGACAUAUUAUAGGCAAGCCAAAAAUAAACAACUUUUCUAAAUAGCCCUUGACCGUUCAAGAGCAUGACAAAGACUGGAAGUAGUUACGCGACAUAUCUAAGAAUAGCUAGUUAGAUCUAGAUUAACUUCCCUCGCUAGCCAGUCAGCUAACCGGAAAGAAAGCUAAGCGUAAACAAACAGUGACGUAAGUAUGAUGCGACAGCUUUACUGUCAAUGUCAGCAGGUCGAGUAACAAAUUAGUGGCAGAAUAAGUAUCAUGAAAAUAAUUUGUUGUUUGGAAGUGAUGCAGACAAUUACAUUGAUGGAAGUUACAAUCUAUCUGCAAUAUUAAAGCUGAUAUACCCCCUAAAAUAUAUAUAUAUAUAUAUAUACAUUUGUUGUUGUGACAUUCAAGUAUGUUAACGACACGUGAGGCUCCUGAAAACAUUUAUUGAAAGGAGAAAAAAGUUUCAGUUUGCUUAGGAUGCUAACUUAGGAUGCCGCCACAAGUUAGGCUAAUUACAUGAGAGUAACUGCUGUACCCUACUCGGGGGCAUGGUCACGUUAAGCCACGCCUUGCUGUGUAUCUAUAGUAGAAUACAAAGGUGCAAUUUCUUAAUUUGGUUGUGCAUCAGCAGUUUCUCUUGUUAUGUCUGUCACUCAAUUAGCCCAUGUCGGCAAACACAUUUUUAGAUUGGUAAAUUGGUCUAGCCAGCUAUCUAAACUUGUAGUAAUCAUGGUCAAAUUACCUCCCCCCAUUGAUUUUGUUAGUCACUCUCACUCAGAUAUCAUAUUCAAAAUGGCAAACAUUUCUCUCCACCCUAUGGCAAAAUAAGUAGAAUUGCAGGAAAUUACCUGUAAAAUCGCAAAAUUUUCUGUACACUAUGGCAAAAUGCGUAGAAUUGCAGCAAACUUCGCUUUAAACCUGCAACAUUUUCUCUUCGCCCCAUGGCAAGAUGUGUAGAAUUGGGCUAUUGCGGGCUGACUGCAUGUGUGGGUAUGGAUGUGGGUACGCAGACCCGUGAGUCACUGCGGCCUCUCGUGAGUUCAGAUUUUUUGUGGGUCCCACCCCAUCAAAGUUGCCCAUCCCUGGGCUAUAUCAUAGAAAUUAAGUGCUAUUUGCAUGUGAAAAUGUCAUGAUUACAUUGUUUACAUUUUGUUAGUUGUCCACUCUUUGAUGGAAUGCAUAUCGUAACAUGUUGUGUAGGUAUUAUAUUGACGUGAGUGAUAUUGUAUUAUGCAUGCAUUAUUAUUUUGUGUAACUCUUACAUAAUAAUAGUUAUAUGUCUAAUUUUUUACAUCUCCCCAAUCAGAUUCUCCAGGAGAUCCGUAACCGCACCAUCCAGACCAUAUGUGGUCAGAAGAACAUGCCCCACAAUGUGUGGUCCCUGAGCCCCCUGCAGAGGAAAACCCUGCUGCAGCACAUCCUGGUAAACGACAAGCACCGCUUCCUCUACUGCUAUGUCCCCAAGGUGGCCUGCUCCAACUGGAAGAGGGUCCUGAAGGUCCUGAGUGGGGCUCUGGAGAAUGUGGAUGUCAGCAUCAAGAUGGACCACAAGAGUGACCUGCUUUUCCUGUCCUCCCUGAAGCCGGAGGAGAUCCGAUACAGGCUGAAACACUACUUCAAGUUCAUGUUUGUGCGGGAGCCCAUGGAGCGCCUGCUCUCUGCCUACAGGAACAAGUUUGGGGAGAUCAAGGCCUACCAAGAGAAGUACGGUGCUGAGAUCAUCAGGCGCUACAGAAAGGGCCAUGCCAAGGAUACAGCAGUGGCCGGGGAUGACGUGACGUUUUCAGAGUUUGUGCGCUAUCUGCUGGACGAGGAUGUGGAGCGCAUGAACGAGCACUGGAUGCCCAUCUACAACCUGUGCCAGCCAUGUGCCGUGUCCUAUGACUUCAUUGGCUCCUAUGAGCAUCUGGAGAGUGAUGCCGACUAUGCGCUACAGCGUAUUGGUGCACCUCUACACGUCCACUUCCCUGAGAGACAGACGUGGUACAAGCCUGUCACCACGGAGACGCUGCACUAUUACCUGUGCAGUCUGCCACAGAAGCUACUCAGGGAACUCCUGCCCAAGUACAUUCUAGACUUUUCCCUGUUUACUUACCCCCUCCCCAACACAACCACUGAAUACUGCAGACAUUAACUGCAAUAUUGUAUUGUAUAACUGGAAAAUAUUUUUAUACAGUAUCUUGUUACACAUUUGCAAUGUCUUUUUAUUCCUAGGGAACAAGCAGUAUUAUGAUAUGUUACUUCUUACAUUAGUUACAGAAUUGGGAAAUAGUUGGAAUACAUUUGACAUUUUAGUCAUUUA